ACCAGGGGGAGGUGGUGCUACAGCGCAGAAGGCGCUAACCCUGCGCAAUCUAUAUCAUACCUGUUUGUUACCAGUUGUUAUGGAUAAAUGUGGAGAAAGAGGUGAGCGCGCACUGAUCUGUUCGACUCAAACACGUCUGCAGUCAGAUCGGUGAUGCUCCGGUGGAGGUGCUGAAGGAUCAGUGUUGGAGUCGCCAGCAGUGCGCUUCAGCUGGACACAAGAUCUGGAGGACUGGUCGUAUCAUUUUCUUAAAGUUUGCUGCUUUUUUUGCAUUUGUUUUUAAAAGUGGAACGUCUUAAUUAUAAGUGCACUCGGAGUAGUUUGCAUUGUGGUUUUCGUCUUUCUUUAUUAAUAAGGGAGAAAGCGUGCGCAUCGGACAGAUAUGUUUUCUCUCCGUGGAAGUUUCGCCCCGCGCCCGCUCUCCUAAACGCUCAUCCGUGCAUUUUAUUCAUUACACUUUAUCUGAACUCUGCUGGAGGCUGAAAACGAAAUGGCCAGCGAGCGGAAACCACGGCUUUGUGUCAUGACAAAAGCGGAGAACGGGUAUGGAUUUCACUUGCACGGCGAGAAAGGAAAGAGCGGACAAUUCAUCCGUAAGGUGGAGAGCGGCUCCCCUGCUGAAGCGGCGGGGCUGCGCGCCGGGGACCGUGUGGUUGAAGUGAAUGGGGUCAACGUGGAGAAAGAAACACAUCACCAGGUGGUACAGCGGAUCAAAGCCGUGGACAACAAGACCCGGUUGCUGGUGGUGGACCAGGAGACACAUGAAGGUCUGCGCAGCCUCCGCCUCACAGCCACAGAGGAGAUGGCCUUCCUGGUGGUGGGGCAUCCAUCCUCCUCCUCCCCUCCCCCAGCCUCCCCCUCACCGCCCCCGCCGUCAGUCCCGUCCUCCCCCAGCAAGAAGCGGGAGAACGGCUCUGUGUCCAAGCAGCCGGUCACACUGAGCAGCCAGGUGCAGAAGCCCACCAGGAGGUCACCGUCGAAGGCCGCGAAGAAGGAGGCUCUCUCCCAGGCUGAAGCCCAGGUCCAAUCCCAGUCACGGCCCCCAGUCAACCCGUCCGAGCUCACUCCGCGUCUGUGCCACCUGAUGCGCUCUGACGCGGGCUACGGCUUCAACCUCCACAGUGACCGAUCCAGGCCCGGACAGUACAUCCGCUCCCUGGACCCAGGAUCCACUGCAGACCACGCCGGGCUUCGGCCACAAGACCGAUUGAUAGAGGUAAAUGGUGUGAACAUCGAGGGUAUGCGGCAUGCAGAGGUGGUGGCCUUCAUAAAGAAAGGGGGAGAUGAGACCUGGCUGUUGGUGGUGGACCCAGAAACAGACGAGCACUUCAAGAGGAGAGGGAUCGCCCCUGCGGUCAGCCAUCUCAGAGACUAUGACGGUCCGUCUAUAUCCAACGGCUCGCCCAACCCUCAGAUCAACGGCAGCUCCACCACACAGUCCAUCAGGUCCACACAGUCCGACCUCAGCAGCCAGGGCAACAGCACACAGCUGGCGGACGAUGAUGGCGGCCGGCUGGUGGACCCUUUCGCUGAGAUGGGCCUGAGUUUGAGCGCUACGGCAGCAGAAGAAAAGUUAAAGGUCCAUGCCAAAGAAAAGAAGAAGGCACCACAGAUGGACUGGAUGAAGAAAUAUGAGCUGUUCAGCAACUUCUGAGACCCCCAAGGACACUACAAACACCAGAAAUCUGAGCUCUCUGCCACCCUCUGCGAGGACGAGAAAAACACAAUACCCCCCCCCAUACAACAGAAGAUAUUUUGUUCCUGGAAUUAAAUGGGACAAAAGAAAAAAGUUGUACUCUGGAUUUAACAUUUAACAGCUUAUUUUCCCUCUUGAAAGCACGACAUGUGCUUUCUGACUGCAAAAACUGUGAAUACUUUGCGAAAAACGACACUGUUCAGAAGGAGGAUCAUCUUUAAAAGCAUCAUGGACUUGUGUCAGGUGGGAGUGUUACAAACAAGUUUCCACACAUUUACCCAAAUCCUCUCUACAUUAACCUUCCUAUUCUCCCUAUGUACGAGACUUGUUUCAAUCUAAUGAGGGACAAAAUUAUUUUUAUAUUUAAAAAGUAUAAGCAACUAUUAGAAAAAAACUAUCCCAUCAUCAUGGACUGCAUUUAAAAAGUUUUAUGGACACUGUGACAAUAAUGAUUGUGGACAUUGUGGGAGUUUUGUCCCAUGAGUCAGAGGAAUUCCAAAGUUGGCAGAAGAUCACUGUGAAAGAGUUGAGACCCUCCACCUCCAGCCCACGCGGAUGUUGGAUAAUAAUCCCCCACAAAGAAAAGGAUGGCAGUGUGCACUGGUUGUGUGUGAUGUCUCCGACAAGUAACUUUACUUUUACAUUGAGUUCAUUAACUGAUCAUCAGAUCAGCCCUGCUUUAUUUAAAGAAUAGUUCAUGUCACUUGUUACUUAGCACUCUUAAUAAUGUAUUACCACUAACCUCUUCUCCGAAAGUGCUGCAGCGUACAUGUGCAUAACAAAGGGACGCACCACUAACAAGAGAUGUAUUGAUGAAGUGAACAUGAAAAGCGGAACGUAGAAGAAAGGAAUGUUUUCUCAGGAUGGUGAAGGCUUGAUGUGUACAGUGCAUCCGGAAAGUAUUCACAGCGCUUCACUUUUUCCACAUUUUGUUAUGUUACAGCCUUAUUCCAAAAUGGAUUCAAUUAAUUAUUUUCCUCAA
Cyclopterus lumpus (lumpfish) is the source of this 2678-nucleotide messenger RNA. RefSeq names its product Na(+)/H(+) exchange regulatory cofactor NHE-RF2. Gene Ontology annotation, biological process: protein localization to plasma membrane. The coding region runs from base 491 to 1654 and encodes 387 amino acids. Gene Ontology annotation, cellular component: apical plasma membrane. The transcript has 6 exons. Lineage: Eukaryota; Metazoa; Chordata; Actinopteri; Perciformes; Cyclopteridae. The record is from RefSeq and is a predicted model, not a curated record. Gene Ontology annotation, molecular function: signaling receptor binding; protein-membrane adaptor activity.